GCUUCACGUAUUAUAUGAAUUGGUGUGCCGCGAAAAUUUCGUAGGAGAAUAAGUGUGCUAUAUUUUUAAAAAGGUUUGAAAACCACUGUAGUAGACUAUUAAAUAUGAGUUUUUAAUCACUUUUGAAUUCUUAAUGAAAAGUAAUGAAGAUCAUGAACGUAAUACAAUGGAAAUAGUCGCGUGAGUUCAUAUGGGCUAUGGGGGCCAUAUUGGGCCAUAUUAAUAUUAAUAUUAUUUUAUAUAUUUAUGAUAAUGUGGUGAUAUAAGAUAUUACAAAAAUACGGAAUAAAAUUAUCGAAAUUGCCACCUUAUGCUACAUUAAGCAUUUUAAAAUACUAUGAUCAAGGUCGAUACAUAUAUUGCUAAAUAUGAUUGCAACCGUUUCGUAUCAUAAAAUAUCAUCAUUGCCAAUGGCCAAUAUCCGAUAGUAACUAGGUACCCACGUUUCUAAUAAUAAAUCAGCUUACCAUAUAAUAGGACACAUAAUAGGUUUGUAGGUAUGCUACGCCGUUAUUUUAAGCCUCACUUAUCGCUUGGGUAUAAAUAAUACCCAUAAUAAUAACAAUAAUAAAUAAUUAACAUUAGUCAAUAAUCUGUGCAGUGGUGGUUUUACGAUAGGAGGAGGGUCUAGGGGGUCUGGAGACUCUUCUCAGACUCCCGAGUUUAGAAUACGAAAAAUAGAUUUUGUGUUAUAAUUUUUAGAUUGAACUUUAACUUUGUUUUUGAUGAAAAUAUAGGUACAUUCAUGUAGAUACGGUGUUAUUUCAAUGAUAUAAAGAUAAUAUAAAUUCAUAAUUAUGAAUAUUAUGUAAAUAAUUUUUAAAUAUAUUGUAAGUUAAUAUCAGAGGACCCCCUUCCUGGAAAAAAAACCGCCACAGAUUCCGCAUAUUAACAUUAUUCGUAUUUCCAGCUAACAGAGUUUUCCAUUUAGAUGUUUUAUAUUAUUAAACUUGAACUUUAUAGUAUUAAACAAAACAUUAGGUAUUAUUUUGACGAUCAUCUUAUAGUUAUAGCAAUCUAAAUAAUUAUGUAUAUAAAUAUUUUCGGGAAUCUGCUUGUGUUAAGUAUUUUGUUUGGAUGCACUUACUUUUAAUUAGCCAUAAUAUGUCUGUGAAACCAAUUAAAAUAACUUUACAUACCAGAUAUGAAAUUGCUGCGUCGUAACGCAGUUAGGUUAUUCUCUAAAAAAAAAAAAAAUUUAAUUAAAAUAUAAAUAUUUGUAGUCCUCAUCCCUGUGAGUAAUAUACAAAAACAGAAUUUGAUUAUCUUUAUUAUCUCCGAAGGUAUUCAAGGGGUAUGUCUUCGUGGGACAGUCUGUAUGAGAGAUUUAAAAUUACUAAAAUUAAUAUCUAAAAGAAAUUAUUUAUAAAAUUAAUGAUGGCGUACCUAAAAAUUACACGAAAUGUGGUUUAAGUUUUUUCGAUAGAAUUAUAUAAAAUAAUAAAUUUUCAUUUGUAAUACUUGUAUACCUACUUUUUAAUUUCUGAUCAUAAUAAAAAUUCCUUACCAUAUAUGGUAUAUAUAUGUAUAUAUGCAUAUAUGUCUCGUUUAUAUCUUAUUUUAACAUUUCUAUUUAUCUUACCUAUAUAAAAUAUAUUACAGUUACAUUUAAGUUUAUAUAUAUAUACCACCACCAGGGCUUAUUCUAAGGAUUUUUAUUAAUUACGUAUUUUGUUUAAAUAAACCUACCAAAAUAGAACAUAAUUUCGAAGUAUAAUUUUUAAUUAUAACAUUUAACUAUACCUGUAUUACUAGUUUUAGGUACCAAUUUCGAAGAGCAGGAAUGUUAAAAUUAAUAGAAAUGUAUUCAUUUUCCGUUUCUACAUGCAAACUUUGACGAUUUAUUGAUUUAAGAAUAUUGCUUUUACUUAUUAAUCGUUCAACGUCAGUGGUGUGAGGUUUUACAGCUAUAACACGAGCCGGUAAAAUAGUAUUAUUUUUAAACUCGUUGGACCCAGAUAAAUAUUGCACUAAUUUAGAUAAUGUCAUUUGUUGUAUAAUAAAAAACCGUUAGUCUUUUUAGAACUUUGCAUAUAUAUAUAUAUAUAUAUAAUCAGAGCUUUCCAUGAAAUUAAUAUUGUGUUAACUAGACUAGAAGAAAGGUUAGGUUAGAUUAAGUUAGGUUUGAACAAAUUUUGGUAUCUUUAUUAGUUGAAAAUUAUUUUCCUUAAACGGCUGUUGUAGUUCUAUAGUUCGAAGUUUUAUUUUUAAAAAUAUAUUCAGUAGUACCUACGGUAUUUAUACAAGCUAUUUCAAAAGCACCCUCAGCACCUCUUUGUUCAACUUGCCCUGCGCCCGAAAAAUUCUUACUGCUCUUCGACUCCUUUUAAUGAUACUGUUUAAAGUAUUACAUACAUUUUAUCUAUCUAUGAACGAUCCACUGAUCCGUCGCAAUGCAAUAACAUAGAUAUUAUUUCCGAAAAUAUUUUUUUUUAACUUAAUAUAAUAAACAUAGUUUAGAAGUUUACAUUUUUAAAUUAUAAUUAUUAAUCAUAGGUAGGUAGGUAAAAUUAUUUUCUUAUUGCAAAUUCACAUAACACAUUUAUACAUAUAGGAACUACUAUUUGUUGUAUUAUUAAUACAACAUUAAAUUAUAAAAAAUUAAUUACCCAAAAAUUGAUUAUCAAGUGCUCAUCUAGCUUUUCCAAAUACACAAAAUAAACCCAACUACGCUUUAGAAUAAGCUCAGACCAGUGCUUUCAAAAAAAGGGGCAUUUUUUGUGAAGUUUUUAGUAGGUACUAUUGUUUACACGUUUCGUUCAAUUAUUAAUAACGAUUUCUACAUUAUUGGUAUUAUUGUUCAGAAUUUUAGCGAAUUGGUAAGACAUAUUAUUUUGAUAUUUCAUAUUACAACAGUUAACAACAUUAUUUGGUGAGUUGUGUUUUAUAUUUUCUUUAAUAAGUUCAUGCAUUUUUUUAAUAAUACCUACUUAAAUUGAAAUUAUUGCCAUGUGCAGUAUUAUGGAUAUUAUUAAGCUUGUAUUGAUAAUUAUGUUUAUUUAAUAGAGUACGUUCAAACCUAUAGAAUAUUGAAUUAAAAAUGAUUUUUUUUGAGAAUAAAGGUGAUUAGAAUGUUCUUAUCGGGUGGGUAGUUAUACAAAUUACUCAAAUUAAAAUUACUUAGUACCUAUCCACUUGUGAUAUGAUGCGAGGUACCAUGUUUUGGCUUUCGACUGUUUCAAGGCACCUAUCUCAAUCGAAUCUAUCCUAAUCAUCUAGAGUGCAUAGAUAGGGUAGUUUGGGUAAGUGACAACCAAUAUUUUAGAACCUACCUACUAGGACAGACAAAGAAACUGUAGAGUAUUUUGAAUAUCGCAGCGAGAGUAAUGGUCGAAUUUAGAUUGAUCAGGCCACACGACUGGUCUGGAUCUAUAAUCAUCAAUUAAAAUACACUUAAUUAAUAUUUUAAUUUGUGUUAUAGACUAUGCCGUAAUAUACCAUCAUGUAAAACUAUAAUAUUUUUACCGUAUUUGUAUUAUUAUUAUUAUUAUUUUUAUUAGUUUACUAUUUUUUUUUAUAGUUCUAUUUGUUUUUACGAUAUCACUAUUAUUAUCAGUAUUGUUUUUAAUAUUGAUAAGAUUAACGAUUUUUUCGUACAUAUUACAUACCAAUUUCUUUAAACGAAUGAAAGUCAAUAAGUACUCAAAUGCCAUGAAUUCUCAUUUAUUUAGUCUUCCUAUUCGUAUUAUUGAAAAAUGUAAAACGUCAUUGCCAUGUCAUAGACAAAACUUUCACCUAUAAAAUAAAAAACAAAUAUGAAUUACCUACUCUAAUUUUCUAGUCAUGUAAUCUUACAUAUAAUUAAUAAUUUAGUUAUUUAUUCUAUUUUAAGAAUUAAAUGACGGAUACUGCAUAUAUGACGUAUAAACUAGUUAUAAUAUUAUAAAAAAUAUGGCAAGUAAUUACAGUCAAGAUGGACAAAUUCCAAUUCCACCUCGCAGAACUCGCUCGAGCACAUCAGAAAAAGUAAAAUCGGCUUACAUUAUAUAUUUGCUGUGACAAAGAGUAUUUUUUUUCAUUAUGAGUAAUUUUACAUUUUCAAGGUUCCUUAUGUUGAUGUUGUAGUCGAGAGAUGUAUAGUUCCAGCUAUGGAAAGAAUGUCACGUAGAGAGCCUAGUAGGGUGGAAACAAUAUCUCCUUUAGAUCGCCUAAGAAACAGUAUGGAUGGUGUUAAAAUAGUAGUUAUAAAUAAUAUGUAAACGUUUUUUAUUAAUUUUAAAAAUUUCAGAUGUAGACAUGUCAGAAAAUGUUGCUAGAAUGGCAUCGCAUCUCAAGCAGUUGGAGAAAAAGAGAGAUGAACUACAAAGACAAUGUACUGCCAUUGAAACUAUGAAUAGACAAAGUGAAGUGAAUAGAUUGAUUGAUAAAAACAAGGAACUAAAACAAGAUGUUUUUGUAUUAAAAAAUCUGACUUAUAGGUAUACACACCAGUUUAUAAACUUUUAAAUGGUUAAUAUUAGAUUAUACAAAUAUUCUUUUUGUGUCUGGUUAUUUGGGUUACCUCAAUUUAAUAUUUGUUUUUGUCACCUCUUUAUUUGUUUAGUUAUUUUCUAAGGGUCUAUGAUAGGUUUGUACUAGUUUGUAAAUGUUCAGCGGGGGUGCGGAAGGACUGGUGUCUCUGGUUAAAUUCUUUUCUUUACAAAUUUUAAGUUUAUUAUGUUUUUUAGAUUGAAUAGAGAAUUGGAAAAAUGUCAAGAUAAACUAAUGUCAAAAGGUCAAUUUAACGAAUCCGGCAGUUAUAUGCGAGUGCAAGGUAUACAUUAGCAUGGAAAUUAAUGUGAAAAAUGCAUUGUUUUAAGUAUAUUUUGUUAUUUAUUGUACAAUCUUAGAAAAUUGCGCAUUAUACCCAAUUCAUUAAAAGUUUACUAAUGAUGUUGAAUUGAACAAUUACAAUUAAUAAUAUAUAAUAAAUAAGUAUAUUUUAUAAAGCCUUAAUAUUAAUUUACUUUAUUAAUUAGUAUAAAUUAAUAAUACUUUAUUAAAUAAUAUUUAUUUUCUAUGGCCACACAUAUUAAGUUGAACUAAACUCUCAUCUAACCAUGUAAAUUCAUAUAAAAACUUGUUAAAGUAAAAGUUCUUUAUAUUUUUAAACACUAACUACAUAAUAUACAUUAUUUUUUAAAAUAAUAUAUGUAUAUAUUUUUAAAUAUUUACUAGCAUAUAUACAAUCUGUAAUAAAGGUUACAAUAAACAUAUGAGGUGAACAAAUAAUAACAUACACGACCUGAGAGCUUGAGGAGAGUAGCUACUCAGCAGUAAAAUUCAGACGCAAUAACUAGUUUAUGUACAAAUAUUAUGAGUUUACAUUAAAUAUUAUUUAAUAAAGUAAUAUUUAUUUAUAUUAAACCAUAAAUUAAAUAUUAAGUCUUUAUAAAGCAUACUUAUUUAUUAUACAUUAUUUCAAAUAAUAUGUAAUAAUAAUAUAAUAUAUACAAUAUACAUAAUUAUUUAACAUCAUGUAACAUACAUCUGAGGAGAUAAACAAUUAUUGUUUUAUUGCUGAAAAAAUAAAUAUUUAUGUAUAAGUUUUUUAAAAUAAUUUUUUAUUGCAUGUUACAGUAUUUUUUUUUUGUUAUUUAUACAAGAUUCUUCUGUUUUCAUAUGCAGAUCCAAAGCAUAUGAAUUGGCGUCGUGAAGAUAUAAAUACAGUAUCUCCACUGUUAGAAGCAUACCAAACAUCUUUAGAAGAAAAAGAUGUUACUAUUGAAAGUUACAAAAAUGAACUUGCACGAUUUUCUUCUAGAAGCAGAGAAAUUGCAGCUGAAAAUGAAAAUCUUUACCUACAACUUGAAGAAGCAAAUGAAAAAGUACUUUUUGUAUUGAUUAAAUUUGUACUAGUUUUUUUUUUAUAUACAUUUUAUGUUAAAGGUUGAGGUUACUUAUGGUGAAUGGAAAUCAUUGGAAAAUGAAGUAGCCAUGCUAAAAGAACACAACGAAUUACUAGUCAGACAAGCUAAACUACAUCAGACAAAGUUACAAGAUUUACUACGUUCAUAUCAAUCUAGAGGUAAAUUAUUUUCAAAAAUAGUACAAUCUAGUAAAUUUAUAAUUAGAAAUUAUUUAUUAUUUUGAUGAAACCUAAAUCUAAAUUAAUUUAUAAGUAAUAGUAGGUAUAUUAUAACAAUAGAGUAAAAUAUAUUUAUAGUUUUACAAAAUAUCUUAUAUAUUAUCUAAUUUCUUAUACAUUUAUAUUAUACAUAUUUAUAUAUGUAUAAAUAUUUACAUUAAUUUUUUUUGGUUUGUUUACAUGUUUUUUUACAUUUUUUAUAAUUGUUGCUUGUAUUAGGAAUUACCUUCCUUUUUGAAUCUGAUAUUAUCAAUAAAUAGUCGGUUAUAGAUUUAUAAACAAUAUUUAUAGUAUCUAAUUUUUCAAAAAGUUGUUGGGUAAUAAAUAAUUCUGGUUGCUUUUCCUUUUCCAAUUUUACACUCAAAUUGUAUAAAAAUGUCCCUUUGAAAAAAUGUUCAAUACGACAUUGUUCAUAUGGAAAAUCAAGUAAUGAAUUUAAAAUCAUGAAAAAGUAAAUACAACUUUGAAAUUGAGCAAAUGAGUGCACAAUUUUGUUAUAUAAACUCUUGUCGUUAUAUGAAUUAACUUUAAAAUAGUUUAACAAAGAACUCUUAGCUUUUAUACAUUCUUCUUUUUUCACUUUAGUAAUAUUUUCUUCAAUAAUACUAUUUUUUUCACAUGUUUUAUUCUGCGAUUCUGUUUCUAUUUGUUGUAUUAUAUUUAAUGUUACAGCGCACACAAUUAAAGCAUGCAAUAAUUUAUUGUCUUUUGUUUUGUUGUUCCAGUAAAUUAAACUAAUAAUAAAUAACUCCCAUUUUUUUGGAAAUUCGUUAAAUUUUUUUAUGCCGACUAAAUUUAAAAUUAUACUUUUGCGGUAUUGUAAAUCAGUCUUAUUUAAAUCAGCCAAUGCAACAUAAGGACUAUUUAUGUACGGUUUAAGUUUGUAUUGACCUAUAUUUAGUCCAUUUUUUCUACCAAAAGACUGAAUUGAGUGAUUUGUUUCAAAUAGUAAUCCAAUUAUUCUUUCUAUAAUAUUGAAAGAAAUAACAAAGUAAGGAGGUUUUUCAUUAUCUUCAAUGAUUACUUUGAAAAAUAUCUUUUUCAAUGUUAAUAUAGUCAUUACCUCUGAAUUAAUAGUUCCCCUUCGAUAAUUGUAUUCUAACCAACGUGGGAGUAUGCUUUUUUCAUCUGUUUUUAUAUAUUUUUCCAAAGAAUCUCGAUAUUUUAUCAUUCUUUUGUAUUGAAGAACAAAUGAUAAAUAUUUGCUGUUUAUGGUUUUAUACUCAUUUAUAAUGAUGUUUAUUUGUUUGUGUAUGUAAUCUCUAUUAUUGGACAAGUUUCGUGUCAUAUUUUGUACUGCAGUAUUUACGUCUCUUUGAUUCUUAAGCCAAUUUAUGAUUCGUUUUAGUUUUAAUCCACAGUUAUAGGUGUCGGGACUUAUUCGUAAUAAUGAUGAAAAAGUAUUCGGUCUUAUGUAAUCAUUUCCUAAUAGUGAUGCCACUAAAGGUAAAUACUCGAUAUUCAGUCCACCAAACUGAUUUAAUAAGUAUUCGACUUUAUACAAUCUACAGUUUAUAAAUUUUUCUGUAGAUUUUAAAUCAAGAACAAUCAUGUCUAAUGGUAUGUACGGUACAACAUUCACAUAAAAGUCAGAAUCACGACUAAUUACAGGACAAUUUAAUAUUUUGGCUAAAGCUACUAUUUCAGCGUCUGCUUCAUAAUCACAGUGUAUAUGUGGUAUGUCCAUAUCAUUAAGAAUUUCAAAAUAUACAUCACUACCAAAACAUGGCAUGCAAUUAUUAGUUUUUAUCGGUUGAGCGUAAGAAUGAAUUCUUUCACUCAUGCGUUGCAUAAUUGUUUCAAUUUUACGCUGCUCAUAAGCACCAUCAAAUAUAAAAACUGGUGUUACAUUACACCUUAUUAGUAAUUUUAUAAAAUCCAAAUAAACUUCUGCCAAAAUAUCAUAAUCCCCACCAAAUGCACUUGUAUUAUUUUCAUAUAAUCUAUAUAAAAAGUUUGUCAAUGCAUAUCCAUCAAUUAUUACUAAAGUGUCUUUGAGUUGGUGAUUUUCGAAAUAUUGUAUUGAAUUUCGGUUUAUGAAAGUUGUUAGUCCUGGAAUACCCAUACUGAUGUUUUCAAUGAUUCAAAUUCUUCUGUGAAACAAAAAAAUGCAAACAUCUAAAUAAUAACUAAAUUAAUAAUAAUAAUUAUGAACUGUAAUUUUUAAUACUGCAAAAUAAAACUUUGAAUCUAAAAUAUAAAUAUUGAUUCAAUUAAUACGAAUAAAUCAUUUUAUAAUAAAAUUGUAUGUUGUACAAAAUAUUUGACUAAAAUUUGUAUUGACCAAGUUCAGCACAAGAUAAAUAUCUAAAUCAAGAAUUGUUGCCAUUAUAUGUAUCAAAAAGUGUUUAAUAAAAUGUGUAGGGUGGUUUAUAUUUUUUGUGACUAAACAUUUUUUUUAAUGGCACCUUAAAUUUUUGAGCUUACAAGGACAAUUCUUUAGUUUUCUUGUAAUGAGGUAAAGUAUUUCAUUUAAAGUACAUUGGUUUUUAUUUUAUUUUGAAUUUUGUUUUUAUAAGUCAUAAAGAGUUGUCAAAUAAAGUUUAUGUUAUAUUGAAAUGAGGUUGAGCUACUUUUUUAGGAAAAACAAUUUAAAGUAAAUAAGAUAUUCUAUGUAACUUUCCUUCUGUUAAUUAUGUUUUUCCUAUUUUCCUAUUUAAAUUGGUCAAAAUAUCUGAAAAAUCUACAAUUUGUUGUGCUUGAAAGUCAAAUAUGGGUAAUCAAGUAUCAAUUAAGUAUUUCAAACAAAAUUGUUUAUUAAACAUCUCUGGCUGUAAAAUUGCAGUAAAACACGUUUGAUUUUUCUUUUGUUUAUGUUAAGUGUUGUUUUCACUGUUCGAGUUUUUCAUCGAAAUUCUAGUCCUAAUUCCACUAAUCAAUAUUGAACACCAUAUUUUCUUGUGAUAAAAAUAAAAAUUUAGACUGAACACUAGAAUAGACCACUGCCACAAAAGACAACUAUCAUGACCAUUUACUACACUCGGUCGUAGCAAUAGCAUUUCAUUGCUCUGAAUAUAAAUAACUACAAUAUUACGGUGAGCUACUAAACAACUAUUCCAAAAUAGUUUUUAUCAAAAUUUGAUCAAAUGAAUUUUUAAUUUGAAUCCAUUAUUUAAUCUUACAUUUUGUCAUUUUCAUAUUGAUAAAAAAUAUUGUUCUCUUUAUGUGUUUCCCGACUGUUCAAAAUCUGAAUGUUUUUAUUGGGCAUCUCGCUCUUUUGCUCGAACUGGAAUAGAUCUUACCUAUGUAUUAUUUUUUUCAACAUUUUAACUAUUGGGUGAUGACAUUGAACUACAUCAGAGUACAAGUCAGAGUGUAACUGUUUAAACUAUUGUUGUAUUUAUUUUUUUUAUUUACUGCAUAUUAAUAAAAUACUUGAAACGUUGAAAUCCAUUAAUAUUGAUAACUUAUUGAUUAAGAAGAAACUUUUUAAGAAGAUAUAUUUUUGAUUUAUCAUGGUUAACACUUAAUCUGCUGCAGUAUAAUAUGAUCUCAUCAGCAGUCGUGGAAUAACAGGAAUAGUAUAUGAUCUAAAAGCAUUGCCAUGCCACCAUAGUAGUGAGGUUAUGUCAUUACAGAUAAAUAAAUUUGGAGUUAUUGCCUUUUGUAGUAGUUUUUAUCAAGUUAAUUAAAUUUUAAAUUAAAUUUCGCAGUAAUAUACAUUUGCAACAGUUGUAUUCGUAAAAGUCAAUAUUUGGAAUAAUAUGUUUGAAAUAGUAUAUGGUAGUAGCAGUUGACUUUCAUAGCAUUUGUAGCAACCCUUGGACACUGCCAUUAGGAGACACCAAGUUAAGCAAUUAUUUUAUAUUAUGACAAUAGUCAUUUUAUUAGUUAUAAAAGAAAAAAAUAUUACUAUUAUCCACAUUGCUUUAAUCUUUAUUGAUUAUGAAAUAAUUUUUCUAGGAACUUCAAAUAACAGUUAACAGUUUUUUUUUUUGAGAAUAUUUUCAUUUUAAAUAAGAACCAAUUACCCUAAUGUAUAAAAUUAUGAACAUUUUGUGUUAUAUAAUUUUAAAACAAAUUAGUGUAACUUGACUCAAUUAAUGUGUUAAAACUUUAAUUGGUAUUAACAUAGACAUAAUAAUAAAUUAUCUAUGAGUACUAAUAAUAUCCUCAGUAGUAUUAAAAUGUCAACAUACUUUGAUUUGGUAAUUGAAACACAACUGUCAGACGAUCUAAGAACAUAGAAAUAAUUUUAAAAAUGUUUGAAAAUUAAUUUUUUUGUUCUUUGUUUAAAAAUUGUAGUUUUUAGUUUUAAAAAUUAGAUUUUAUUUUUACAAUGUCAUAGAUUUGGGAUUUUUUUUUAACGAUAUUAAAAAAAUAAUAGCAUGAGUACUAAACGAUUACAAUUUAUAAAAUGUCAUUAUUUUAUGUUUAGUAAUUUAUUUAAAAUUUAAUUAAAAUACUAUUGGUUUACUACUACGAUUUAUAAAAGCGAAUGUAAUAAUUGUAAUGUAACAUUUUAGGUGUUUACUAUAGUUUUAAGUUGGUAUAAGGUCUUUGAUGUUUAAUGUUUAUUACUUCUUUAGUGUUGAUAUCACGGUUUGUUUUGUAUAAUAAUUGAUAACACAACAGUGUUACCAGUACUAAUUAUGUCAAUUAGUCUAUGGGGGAUACACUCAGUUCUCCCCGUGUGAUAAGAAACAUAACCUCAAUAAAAAAAAGUACCAACUAUCAGUUUGGAAUCGGUGUCCGUACGAAUUUAAUGUUAAUGAAUUGACAGCCCUGAAGACUAGUGUAUUCAAAAUAUAUUCAUACUUGAACAGGCGACCAUUGUUUUUUCCAACACCUUAUCAACAUUUUUUCCCAUACGAUUUAACAUAUAUCUUAAGCCGUGCGUAAUAAUUUUAGAAUAAAGAAUAUGCCAGUGAGUGAACUGCAAUUAUAUAUAUAAAUAAUUAUUUUGAUUAUGGUAUUAGACACGAAAAACAAAGUGUUUUAUUUUAUAAUCUUAAUAUAAGAACUUAUUUAUUUCAAUACAUAUGUGCAAUAUAUAUUCGGAAUUUUCAAACUUUAUGGUACAUUGAUACGUCAAAAAAUUAACCAAAUUACGAUAAAAAAAAAAUUGACAGCACAGACAAAUUUUUCUUUUUUCUUUUAUGGCUUUGGGAAAUAGGAAUUGGGAAAAGUACGAGUAGUUCAUCUUUUUGGACUGUACGAACUAUGGAGUGAAAUCUAGACUCCUGGAUUCUGGAGUCAUACCGUAUGUCGUACGACUCAUACGAUCCUUAUCUCCUGAAUUUUUGCUGCUAACUGUAGAUAGGGGUAGUGUUUUUAAUUUACAGUAAAAGACUUUUGAGAGAAUAUUCUACAAUUUUAAUUUUUUCUUUUAAAUCUAAUGUGAGAGGCUCAAAAGAGGACAAAAAGCUAAGCGCUGAUCAGGAAUGGAUUGGCAUAUAUUUUCGUACCAACAAAAUAAUUAAGACCGGCCUUCUAUAUAUAGUGUAUGUUAUGGGUAAUGUUGAAAAUUGGAUAAUGUUAAAAUUUUCUUUAGUAAAUCCUAUUUAAUGCUGUUAAUUUUACUAUUAGAGUUGGUCUAUUGCACGGAAGAUAUAAUGGACUGGCCUCGAGCAGUUUAUCAGUGGCCAUAAAUUAAUGUUUAAGUGACAAGUAUGGGGGCCAUAAUGAUGCAGACCACUGUUGGUUGAGAAUAUUCUCAUUACCGAAAAUGUUCUCUUUUCAAAUCAAUAGUCGUUGUAAAAAUCUGAAAAUUAAAAACCUAACCAUAUUUUAGCUUAAAAUUGUUAUGAAUACAAGUCUUUUAUAAAAAAUGUUUUGGUGAAAAAAAUGUUAGUAUUGGACAUUUUUUUAAGUGUGGCGAACAUACGUGUAGCACUGUCCAUAGUAACUACAUAUUUCUCCUUUGGACUUUAAGAUAACUUUUUAAAUACGAAGACAAUUAAGAAAAUAUUGGUAACUACUAUUUUAGAUUCAGAGCAAAGCGAGGAAUAUAUUGGUUUUACAAUGUUCAUUAUUACUAUUUUUUUAUAUUAUGUAGGUACCAAAUUCCUACCAGAAAUCUUUCGAUUUAUAACUGUAGCACCUUUUGUGAAAGACAAUUUUAUCUAUUUUAUCUAUUUUGUACUUAAAGGAGGUCAUGUAUAACCGAAUUUCGCUCAGAAUUGUUUUUUGUUAGUAAUGAUUAAUUGUUAAUCAAUUAUUAUUAUUGAAUGUUGAUUGUACAUAAUAUUUUAAAAAUAAUUAUCAGUAGGUAUAAAUAUUCUGUAGGUAUAAAUAUUCUGCAGCUCAUAACGACACUGUGUUCUCGUAUAUAAUGUUAUAAUAUACUUGUGAGGGGUUGGGACAUUUUUGAACAUUUUAUAAAAGAGUUGUGGUAUGAAUUUGUUAGGUAAAUAUUAUUUUUAGGUCUGGGGUAAGUUUUAGAAAAAAAAAGAUAGUUUAAUAUUUUAACAAAAAAAUUAUUAAGUUAAUAAUUGGUAGAUAGAAUUAUAGAUAUUAAUAAGUAAUAAUAAAUAAAUCAUACAAUUUAUAAUCAUCAAAUAAUAUCUACUUUUCUUGGCUUCAGAGCCAUUCACUAAAUACAUUCUUUCGAUCUACCAAUAUACUUCUAUGAACUGCCAACAUAGCCAAUCCAUUUGAAUUCCAAUCUAUCCAAUCCAUUCAAUUUGAAUGAACAAAAUAUUUAGUUAUUAUUGUUAUAAGGUAAGGUAUGUAAUGUUUGUAUAGUAUUCAAAUUUUCAGUUAUAAAUAUACCUCUGAUAUUGUAUUCUAUAAGUAUCUUUUGAUCCUUUGUAAAGUAGUGAACAGUAGUGACAUAUUCAUGUGCAGUUGUUUGAUAUUACACAGGUAAUGUACAUAAUACUUAAAUAAGAAAAAAAAGGCUAAGGGGUAUUUGACCCCCUUAUAAUUAUGACACUGUAACAAUAGGUCUAACUUAAAGAAUAAAAUAUUUAUAGUUUAGGAAAAUAUCAAAUUUAAUGCUCCAUAUUUUUUUAAAAAAAUUUGAAACUCCAAUAGAUAUAAAGUUUUUGUAGAAUUUGUCAGAAAUACAUGAUACUAUUGGUAAAAUAAUAUUUAAUUUAUAAAUUUAGAAUAGGUACUUGAUUUAUUCAAAUUAAACUUUAAUUAUUUUAACAGUGAAAAUUAUUAAACAAACACUUUUGUAACUCUGUGGCUCUGUUACAAGCAACAAUUGAAGGAGGCUCAUAAUUUUAUACAUAUACUUUAUUGUUAACAUCUGUAUAAUGUGUAUGUAUAUUGGAAUAAAUAAAUAAAAAAAACAAAAUUGUUAUUCACAAAUAACUAUUUUAGUAUUAAUUAAUGUUAAGUAUAUUUUUAUUUUUCCUUUGAAUGUUUUUAUCCCUCAGUCUUUCCCAAAGGUCAACCAUAAAUUUAUUUAUUAUAUUUAUAGACAUUACAACUAUUAUUUGAUCCUUUUUUAGUGACUGAAUUGAAUGGUGAACGUGAUCAUUUGGCUGAGAAGUAUGAAAAUGCCCGUAUAGAACUCCUCCACUUGCAAGGUCGUGUAUCUACAUUAGCCGAAGACUUGAAUCGUAUGAAAAGCGAAGAUAAUAAUAAAAUUCCAAUAGCCGUACACACGUCUGCUGUGAAUGAGUGUCGAAGGUACAUAAUAUAUUUUAAUACUUUAGUUAGCUUAUGUUGUGUAUAAUAUAAUAUCAGGAUUAAUAAUUACUUUAUUAUUAGUUUAUUAUUUUUGAUAGGUACGUUAAUUAGUUUUAAAAAUCAAAAUAAAUUAUUCAUACUAACAAUUAUAUUGUUUUUUUUUUUGAUUUUAAAAUAAACUAUUAUUAAUAAAUUAAAAUAUUUAUUUCAUAAUCAAAUCGGAAGUUAAACCUGAAUUAUCUCAAAAUUAAAACUUUGUAGGUUAAUUAAAAAUGAAAUUAUGAUCUUUUUUUACUUAUAGACUUUUCGAAGAACUCAAGUGUCGAUAUGAUGAUGAGCGUGAUACAUUGAUGCGUAGAUUAAUAACAUUUGAAGAAGAAAGACCUACACUCGAUAUUAGAAUUGUGUCUCUGACCACUGAAUUAAAUCAACAGCGGUCCAUCAAUAAAGCUUUAGAUCUUCAGUGCUCGUAAGACAUUCAGUAAAAAAAAAAAAUAAAAAAAAAAUUGUUUAUAUUUAAAAAACAUAAAAAAAGUAUAAUAAAUACAAAUACAAAUUUUUGCACACAUUGUAUAUACAUAUUUCAAUGUAAUAUGUGGGUAAAGACAAAUAUAUAGUGUAGUUAAAUAUUUUGUUAUGAAUUUUGCAGACAAUUGAAAGCAAAAUGUGAUGCACUAGAGAAACACUUGUUUGAAUGUGAAUCAGAGAAGAAUACUAACAAGAAGCAGCUAGCUGAUGCCAUGGUAUUUCUACGCGAGACCAUCAAUGAACAAGAGGCACUUUUGCGCCGUGCAGCUGGUGAUGGCAGAAAUGACGCUUCAGCUGCUAUGUUGAGUGCUUCGAUAAGUGCUCGAGUGAAAGCUCUCACAGAACACUUGAAGGUAUAUUGUAAUAUAAUAUGAUAAUGUUUACAUGUUAAGACUGUUACAACGAAUCUUUAUUAAUUGUCACAUUCAUCGUUAAGGAAAAUAAUAAAACACACUCUGACUAGGUUUUCGAUAAAAACUGAACACCAAAGAGAUUGUAAGAUUUUCGAAUGAUUGUCCUUUAUGUAUGUUUUGACUGUUUUGAAGUUAUACAUAUUUGUUAUAAAUUAUAAUAUAUAGCAUUUAUUGGUCUGCCCCAAAUUUGGAUAAAGGCGAAGGAGAAGAAGACAUAUUUGUUAUAAUUUAAAUUUGAUUCGAAAAAACACUAAAAAUAAUAUAUUAGUAUAAUUAAUUAUAACAAUAUGUUUAAAAAGAUGUUUUGUGUGUACAGUGCGUAGAACAAGGGGCACAUCAGGAAGUAAACCGUCUAAGUGGCCGUCUAUAUGAGCAGUCUGCAGAGUUAGAAAGAAUGAAAACAAAUUACGAACACGAGAUAAAUGCUCUGAAAAAUGCUCUCCUGCAAAAGCAGAGCGUUAUAGACACGAUGGACGCACAUCUGGAAAGAUAGCGGUGGUGUCCAUGCGCCGCUUGGUCUUCGUCGUGGUGCCGUAGUCUUAGUCAGUACAUAAUAAGAAGGGUAUGAAUUAAGGUUGUAAUAAAUAUUGAUAAAAGCCAAAUAAUAAUGAAAAUAAUAUAUAGCUUCAAAAAAGACUUUUAAUCAAAAAAAAAUUUAACUUAAUCUCAAAGAAUUAAAGUGUGUUCGUACGAUAUAUUUAUUCUAAGUGUAAUAUGUUAUGUAUUAUUACUAUUAUUAUUAUGAUUAUUAUUAUUAUUACAUUUUCGUUAUGUAGUUGUAGGAUUUUCAAAAACAUAUGUCUCCAAGAGACUAUAAUAAUUUGGUUAUACUAUUGGUACCUAUUUAUUAUAUGUACAACAUAUCUAUGCGAUUAUUGAAAAUAUUUACAUGAAAAAUAAAAUAGUAAAUACAACUCAUUAACAUAUAAUAUAUAAUAUAUAAUUAAUAAUUAUAAUUUUUGUAUUAAUUUUUAAGGGGUUAUUUGACUAGGAAUAAUAACAUAAUAUAGAUAACAGUAAAUCAAUCGGAUGAUGUAUAUCGGCACAUAAAUUUAUCAAUAACCAUAAAUAAUAUUGUUGAUCUAUUAUAGUUUGUUCAUAUUCAUACUCGUUUAAGGCAAGUCGGAAAUGUAUGUAGUGACGAUUAAAACAUACCUCUAUAAAUUAUAUAUGGCAAAGAUUGUUUGUGUGUUUGAAAGAUAUUAUUCAUGAAGCUCCUCUUUAACGGUAGAAAUAUAUUACUCUUAAGUAUAGACCACAAAGACAAAAGACAAUUUAUUUUUUAAUGACGCGGUAUUACAUUAUGCCACAAGCUUUAAUACACGAUACUAUUAUUAUGGUCACGUUGAACUUGUGCUUGCAAAAUUACUAGUAAAAACAAAAAAAUCUCCGACUUCAUUGGUUGUGUCGGUGUAACGAGUUAGAAAAAUCGUACCUACGAAUUAUUAAAGACUAUAAUAUCCUAACAAUAAUAUAAAAAUAUUAAUCGGGUGCGCGUUUGAAACUUGUUGCGACGACGCCGACAAGGGUAUUAAACAUAUUUUUAGUGGCGCUGGCGGCGACGCACCGCCGAGCGUGUUAAUUAUAUUAAUUAACGGCGUUUAUUAUAUUUUAAUUUUUAACGAUUUGUUUCUCGUUUUAAACGACGGCGGCGAUCGGCGGGCGUGCGGUGACCGGUUUUUAUUAUUAUUAUUUUUUUAACGAGAUGAUCGCCCCGCCUCGGCCUGUAUAUAUAGUGUGUACAGCGAAAAACUUGUGCAAUGCAGUGUGAUAAUAACAUUGUGUCGGUCCUGGCGCGCCCCGGCACUACGAUUUCGACUUGACCCGAGUCAGCGUGCCCCCUGCCCUGUUGUUGACUGACGACAUGGACCGGCCGAUUUGCCUGGACGUCGAUCGGUCGUCUUUGAUCAACUUUCCCGUACGACCAGUCGUCCGGAUGAUCACUUCGUCCAGCAACGACGAUUCCUCGCCCGAACUCGCGACACCCCGGUUUUUCCGUGACACCGCCGCGGGCACCGGUGACUGUUCCUGGUCGUUCUUGGUCGCUUUGACGGCACCUUGUCGUUUGCCUGUCGUUCCCCUCGUCGGCGGAGCUCUGGGCGGCCUGCCACGCUCGUCAUAGUCUACGGUCCGUCCCUCGCCGUGUCUAGGCGCCCACGGCGCCAGCACCGAAACGGAUCUGGACAGCGUGCGCUUCUGCGUGCCACCGAACGCGUCAUUUCGCGACGACAGCUCUUCCCUGCUGGCCGCCCGUCUGCUCUUCGCCCCGAACACGGACUGGUGGAGUUGACGGGAUUCCGGGAUUUCUCCUACUGCAGCAGUGCCCAGCCCGGUCCAUGAAAACAUAAUAUAGUUUACAAUUACAUUUAAAUAAAAACAAAUAAAAUAUCACGUAUAAUAAUAUAGAGUGGUCAAUCAUCCGCAAGCAGAUCUAGGUUUGAAUUAUGGGAGGGGGAAGGGGUAGGUUAAACUACAUGCCUAUCGAUUUUUAUUUUGUUUUCGUAGAAUUUUAUAUGACAGUACAUUAUAAAUUAUAUUGUUAAUUUAUUUGUCUAACAAUUUGACAAAUAGUUACGUAUUUAAUUAAAUACAUUUUUUUUUUGUCGUAAAGCCUAUUAUUAUUCUCAACGGUUUACAAAUCGGGUAAAACACAUGCGUUAAUUAGUUUUUUUUAUCUCAAAGUGAGGUAUCAUCUGGGAAAAAGGGUGGCAUCUAUCCCUUCUGGGUCCUCCGUUGUAAAUAUUAACUCGUUUUUGUAAUUUUCCUUUUGGAAAAUUUAAGGUUCGCGCAAUUCUCUACUUACUAUUGAAAAAAUAUUAAAUGCUUGUGUACUUCAAAAGAUUGACCAUUGUGUGUAGUUACACGUAUUUUUUCUUUAUAAUUUUUGAUAUUUUUUUCCCUCCAAAUUAUAAUGCUAUAUGAUUGUGUUACAUUAAAAUAUCAUACGAUUAUAGUACUAAUCAAAUACAAGGAGGGUGCUAUUUACAGGUUUUUCAGAGUGUAUAUACAUUAUAGCCAGGGUAAUUUUUUGGUCACGGCCCAGCGUUUUUUUCGAAGUAUUUUAAGUAGGUAAAUCUGAUUUUCGUUUUUAAUCAUUACGUAAUUGUUUAUAUUUUAUUUUAAAUUGUUACGUCUAAUCUGUACUCGUUAUACCGUAUUGACUUUUAAUUUUCAAUUAGCAGCUCUCCUAUACUGAAAAAUAUUUUUUCUGUUUUUUGUACAUUAUCGACACUAAUAUUGAAUUACCCGCGUGUUUAUGAGUUAUAACAUGUUUAGAAUUUAAACUGGAAUAGUUUAUAGGGAAGCGUUCGGUCAUAUCAAUAAUAAUGAUAUUGGAUCACUAUAAAAUAAUCACUCUGUAUAAUAGUGUUUGCUGAGGAUAUCGUGUCGUACUUAGAUGCCGAGGAAGUUUAUAGUAUUAUACUAUUAGUGCAUUUAUUUAUUCCGCGUUGUAGUUCAUAUAGUAUAAGACCGCCGUAGUAAUCUGUUACAAGGAUUUGUACGUAUGAAUUCUAUAAUUCUAACUGCGUGUCUUUAGCCAGUCUGUACCCAAUGUGGCAAUAUUAUUAUAUUGUCACGUAUCGAUCGUUAAGCGAUAUUUUGUUAAAAUAAUAUGUUUAGUAAAUAGAUAUUGAAAAAAAAAAAAGAUACAUGGAUUGUAAUUUUAUUAGUGAUUAAUAUUUACCUACUUUUAAUCAUUGUGGUAAAGUACUGCUGGUCGGCUGUAUAUUUUUUUAUUUAUACGGUUGUUUGCAAUGUACAGUUUAAAAAGCAUUCAACGGGGAAUAGCCGCCCAGGGGUAUGUUUUUAGUCGAUUGGUACGCGUGUCGUCACCACCAAUAAUAAAUAAAUGGAUUUUAUAAAAACAAUAUCACGGUCACAACUGCAGGACUCGUUAAAACUAACACAGCCAUACUACGGUAUUUAUGUUCCAAAUAAAAACUGUUCAUUAUGUUGAAAUCGUAAAUUAAGGGGUAAAUAAACACGUUACGAGCGGUGAAAUUUAUGCGACGUAGGUAAAUAUUGUUUUCGCGUUUUAUUUGAAAAAAAAAUAUAGUCGUUCUAGGGUGAUGAGCAUCGUUUGGUAUACCUAAAACGUUUUGAAAAAAUAAUAUUUCUUUGUGUAACGUAACGAUAAAUUGUAUUAAUUGUAUUGUAAACGAGUCGCGUGUGAACGCUAUUUAUUUAUUCGCUACGAGAUUUUAUCGCACUAUACAGAUUGUGUCGGACCUUGUUGCCGAAGUGUCGUGAAAAAAAUAAUAUCGACUAACGCGAACAUUUUAUAGGUAAUACAGCGUUCAUACUUCUUUAGGAUCGUGUGU
Cinara cedri is the source of this 18914-nucleotide messenger RNA. Lineage: Eukaryota; Metazoa; Arthropoda; Insecta; Hemiptera; Aphididae. The record is from the annotation of a GenBank genome assembly.